UCAUGCAACAAUACCAGAAUGAGUGUGAUUUUGUUAACAGUUUCUCUUUCAAAAUUUAGAAUUUCCCCACUAUAACAUGGAAAAACCAGACCGGGUAUCAGAACAUUAAAGUAGUGUCACAGUUCAGAACUGUUCACUUUUACAGGGAGAAAAAUGUCAAAAAUGGCAGACUUGUCUCAGUACACACUACCAAACAGUACAGAUGUUUGUCUGUUAGACUGUAUGACAGCAUUCAAGAAUCUCACAGACCAAGAGAAGAGAUAUGCCCAUCAUGUGUCACAGGCAGCAUGGUAUGGGGGACUUAUUGUACUUGUACAGACAUCCCCCGAGUCACCUGGCAUAUUCCUUCUUCUGCAGAAAAUGUUCAGAGCUCAGUCUGUAGAUGAGCUUAAAACAUUGGCAACAACUGAACUUGGGCUCUCACCUGAAGAGUUUGAUGCCAUUUUAAUCUAUGCAUCAGGUUUCUACGCUAAUAUGGGAAACUACAAGUCAUUUGGUGACAGCAAAUUCAUUCCUAAUCUACCAAAGGAAAAAUUUGAAGCUGUUGUCCUUGGCAGUGCUGCAUGCAAAUCUGACCCAGACAAGAUGAAGGCGCUAUGGAAUGCUGUAUCUGAUAGAUUGUAUUCCUUGGAAAAUAGGCAGAGAGAACUUGGACUUGGAGAAAAGGGAACUACCACAUAUUUCUCAAGCAACUGUGACUUACAAGAUGCAGAAGUAGCUCAAGAAUUCCUUACUGCCAAGAAUCUCAGUGCCUAUAAUACCAGACUGUUCAAAAAGUGUGCACAGGGAUCAGGCCCUGUUGAAUAUGAAGUUAGGCUGGCUUCAGUAGAGACAGAAAAUGGACCCCUUCCUGGUUGUCCAGAUGGUAUGUUGGGCAGUCACAAGUUUACACCAAAAGGCUGGUCCACUCCUGUGACAUUCAAUGUUACAAGGGGAGAUUACUCUAAACUGAUGGCCCAUGUAGCUCAAGCUUUGGAAAAAGCAAAGAGUGCUGCUGCCAAUGAUAAUGAGGUAAAAAUGUUGGAAGAGUAUAUAAAGAGUUUUAAAACGGGGUCAAUACCUGCCCACAAAGAUGGUUCAAGGUACUGGAUUAGAAAUACAGGCCCUGUAGUCGAAACGUACAUUGGCUUUAUUGAAUCAUACAGAGAUCCCUUUGGUGUGAGAGGAGAGUUUGAAGGCUUUGUUGCUGUUGUGAACAAGGAAAUGAGUGCGAAAUUUGGUGCACUGGUAGAAAAUGCUGAACAUCUACUGGCCAAGUUACCAUGGCCACAGUCCUACGAGAAAGACAAGUUUCUCAGACCAGAUUUUACAUCUUUGGAAGUGCUAACAUUUGGUGGAUCAGGAAUUCCAGCUGGUAUCAACAUACCAAAUUAUAAUGAAAUUCGUCAAGAUGAAGGGUUCAAGAAUGUAUCUCUGGGAAAUGUACUAACAGCUGGUUAUAAGGAUACAAAAGUUACAUUCCUCUCUGAUGCUGACAAGGAGUUGUAUACCAAGUUGAAGAUACCAUCAUUUGAAGUUCAAGUGGGACUACACGAGUUACUGGGACAUGGAAGUGGAAAACUUUUUCAUCAGGAUGAGAAUGGGAAGUUUAAUUUUGACAUUAACUCAGUGACACAUACAGAGACAGGUGGAAAGAUAGAUAAAUGGUACAAGGCUGGCGAGACUUGGGAAAGCCAGUUUUCCACUAUUGCUCCCACAUAUGAGGAAUGCAGAGCUGAGUGUGUUGGAAUUUAUUUGUGCUUGGCUACAGAAGCUCUGCGGAUAUUUGGUCAUGAAGAUGAUGAUGGGGAUGACAUUGUCUAUAUAAACUGGUUAAACAUGGUACGUGCUGGACUUCUAGCCCUGGAAUUCUAUUCUCCCGAGACUCGUGCAUGGAGGCAAGCUCAUAUGAAUGCGAGGUUUGUGAUACUUCGUGUGCUGUUGGAAGCCGGUGAAGACCUCGUGAAAGUUGAGAAGAUAAAAGGUGAAGAUGGUAAUCCAGACAUUCGUAUAACCUUAGAUAGGUCAAAGAUCAUCUCUGUGGGUAAACCCGCAAUUGGUGACUUCCUUAGAAAACUGCAGGUAUACAAAGCAACAGCAGACGUUAAAAAUGGCAAGGAAAUGUAUGACAGAUACUCUGAUGUACAUGAUAGUGAUGAACCACAUUUUAUAUCCCUCCGAGAAAUAGUUCUAGCCAGAAAGCAGCCUAGAAAAAUGUUUGUGCAGCACAACACAUCAUUAUGUGGAGAUGGCAGCAUCAGCCUGGCGAGUUACGAGGCCAGUCCAGGGGGUCUGAUCCAAUCCUGGGUGGAUAGAUUCCCCAACACUGAUGUUGAUAACAUAAUUGAAGAGCUGUGGAGCAAGGAUAAACCUUACUUUGAGUAGGACAUACAAACUGAUGGCGGAAAAAAUAGGAAAGAAUUGUUAGUGAAAUUAAAAAGACAUUGAAAUAGUGAAAUUUUGGUUAACAUUGGAAAAGCAUAUGUAUGAAGCUGUUAGAUUUCAAAUUAUGUUCUGGGGAAUGGCAUACUAAAUAACAAAUUAUUAACUUUCAAGUAAGAAAUAACUUAUCAGAACGUAUUGUCUAACAUUUAAUGUUAUUAAAAUGUAUUGUGUUACAUUAAAUAUUUAUGAUUUAAGGACAUACAAACUUUGUUGAAAAAAGAACACAAUGAAAGAGUUGUUAGUGACAUUAAAGCGACAGUGAAAUAAUGAAAUUUUGUCAACAUUAACAUAGCAUAUGUAUGAAACUGAUAAAUUGAAAUUAUAUUCUGGAGAAUUGCAUGCACAAUAAAAAAUUAUUUUCUAACUUACCAGUAACAAAUUACUUCCCAGAAUGUAUUUGUCUAACCUUUAAUAUUUAUGAUUAAGGAUGGAAAAAACCCAACACAGGACAGAUCUGUUAGUAAAAUUAAACAUUAAAAUUGUGAAAUUAGGUUGACAUUGAUAAAGCAUAUGUAUGAAACGGUCAAACCAUUAAAUUUAGAUUAUAUUUUUUAGGGAUCUGCAUGAUUCAAAUUAUUUUUCUAACUUAUCAGUAACAAAUCACUUAACAGAAUGUAUUAUUUAACGUUUAUAAUUCCACCAGUGAUUCUAUUUACUUACAAAAUCGUUGUUAGUUAUAAUAAUAUUAUUUAUAAUG
Ruditapes philippinarum (Manila clam) is the source of this 3121-nucleotide messenger RNA. Its product is annotated as dipeptidyl peptidase 3-like. Gene Ontology annotation, biological process: proteolysis. The record is from RefSeq and is a predicted model, not a curated record. NCBI's taxonomy places the organism in Eukaryota, Metazoa, Mollusca, Bivalvia, Venerida, Veneridae. Gene Ontology annotation, molecular function: metalloexopeptidase activity; dipeptidyl-peptidase activity. Gene Ontology annotation, cellular component: cytoplasm. The transcript is spliced from 18 exons. Bases 154 to 2364 code for a protein of 736 amino acids.